Messenger RNA from Haemonchus placei, 333 nucleotides. The record is from the annotation of a GenBank genome assembly. Lineage: Eukaryota; Metazoa; Nematoda; Chromadorea; Rhabditida; Trichostrongylidae.
AUGCCACCACGCCGUCGACGAGUGUCGUGGUUGGAACGGCCGGUGGCGAUGGCUCCCAUGGAAGGCACGUCCGAUGGUGCACAUUUGUCGCCGGUUCAUGCUAAGUCGGCCGGUUGCAGUCCGAUGUUUAGUCGACGGCUCAGAUUCCUGGGAUGUGCUGGUCCCUCAUUCGACUCUCCCUAUCAACUUGGCGAAUUAGCUGAAGUACACGAAAUCGUUGCCGGUAAGUUGGAAAUUUCUGAAUUCUUCAAAAUAAGGGAUUCCGCUGUGCUAGAGAAAUCUCUGAUUGUUUAUUCGAUCUUGUUAACAUUGCUCCCAAAUGGACCCAUUUAG